UGUAACCCCUCGCCCCCUUUUUCUGAUUCUUGCAUCUCAAUCCAUAACAAUCUCUCAGAUCAAGGGUUGCGAUUAAUACCCAAUUUUGUGUUACCUUUUCUGUUUUCGGCGUUCGAUUUCGAUUUUGAAGCCCUAUUUUUGGUUAUUGUUCUCUAGUAUUUUCACUUUUUCGCCAGAAGUAAAACAUCAGUUUGAAGCUGAGAAAUAAACAUGGCCGGUGGUGCGAAUUUCAUGCAAAGGGUUCUCUCUUACGUCGUAAACGAGGUUGUUGUCAAUGGUCUUGCCAACAGCCCAGCAUUUCAGAGGUUUGCAGUGAGGACAUCAAGAAGCAUUGAAGAUAUUUCUAGCAAAGCUAUUCAGAAGAGGCAGGAGAUAAUUGAGCAGGUCAAGGACAUCUCGGAGUCACUCAAGAAGCGGUGAUUAUGGUGUUCUACAUUGCUGAGGUUUAUGGACUUGUGGUUCUCUGUAAAUUUGUUUAGUAACAAUAUAUUUUGACUCUUAAUUCGCGAUCUCAAAGUUGGGACCUAAAUGUUAGGUUUCUUCCAGUUUGAUUGGUGAACUGAGAACUGGAUUAGGAUUUCACCUAAUAUUAUUCUUCCUUCCAUUUGAAACUAUUGAAGACUGAUGGUUUGGACUGUAUUGACAUGAAAUAUGCAAGAGUUGUAACAGCUUAUUGGGAUUUU
This is a messenger RNA of Vigna angularis (adzuki bean), 683 nucleotides long. RefSeq lists its product as uncharacterized. Lineage: Eukaryota; Viridiplantae; Streptophyta; Magnoliopsida; Fabales; Fabaceae. The transcript has 5 exons. The coding region runs from base 211 to 420 and encodes 69 amino acids. The record is from RefSeq and is a predicted model, not a curated record.